This is a messenger RNA of Hevea brasiliensis (rubber tree), 2498 nucleotides long. Its product is annotated as mitogen-activated protein kinase kinase kinase 3. Gene Ontology annotation, biological process: protein phosphorylation. Gene Ontology annotation, molecular function: protein kinase activity; ATP binding. NCBI's taxonomy places the organism in Eukaryota, Viridiplantae, Streptophyta, Magnoliopsida, Malpighiales, Euphorbiaceae. The record is from RefSeq and is a predicted model, not a curated record. The transcript is spliced from 11 exons. Bases 169 to 2139 code for a protein of 656 amino acids.
CUUUUCGUCUUAUCAGUUUCCUCUCUGUUUCCUCUUAUAAAUCUGUACGCAGAACGCGAGUCGCAACUUUUUUCUCGAGUCUCCUCUGUACACACAGGGUACCAUAGAGAAACCUCUUUGUCUCUCUUUCUUCUCUCCUUUUUUCUGAGGUUUUUUUUGGAUAAAGAGAUGCCUGCUUGGUGGGGGAAAAAGUCCUCCAAGAACAAAGAGGAGAAGCUGCAGCAGCAGCAGCAGCAAGAUAACCCAUAUGGGAAAAAUGAUGUUACCAAGAAGAAGACCACCAAACAGAAGCCUAAGAGCUUUGAUGAGGUCGUUUUGAACCGGAAUUCCCCACGUGGGAGCAAGGAUUUCGCAGGUGGGUCUACCGGGUUUUCGGGUUUUGAUUCGGAUUUGGUCGAGAAGAGAGGGCUUCCACUUCCUACGCCGUCUGGGUCUGGGAGUGAUCAUGGGAUUGGUGGGGUUGGGUUUGGAUCUGGGUCCGCUUCUGGUUCCAUGUCCAGUGUGAGCUCUUCUGGGUCUUCCUCUGAGGAUCACCCGAUUUCUAAUGAUCAUCACAUUAGUCUUUUUGGUGGUUAUAGAGGACAAGGUGAUAUAAGGUUCAAUAUGGAGUCAAGAAGCCCAGGUGCGGGAUCAAGAAGUCCAGGUCCCGGGUCUAGAAGCCCCGGUCCUGGUUCUAGAAGCCCUGGUCCUGGAUCUAGAAGCCCUGGUCCUGCAUCAAGAGGGCCCAGCAGGUCUGCAUCGCCCCUUCAUCCACUGUUAGGAGGUAUGAAUCUAGACUCUCCAACAGGAAGGCUGGAAGAUGGGAAGAGCCAAUGUCAUCCACUGCCUCUCCCACCAGGUUCUCCUAGCAGCCCUUCUUCCUUGCCGCCAAUCACGAGAACUCCUGUUGUGACUGAAAACACAACUGUUCCAGUUUCAAAAUGGAAGAAAGGAAAGCUACUAGGAAGGGGAAGUUUUGGACAUGUUUACCUUGGAUUUAACAGUGAGAGUGGACAGAUGUGUGCAAUAAAAGAAGUCAGAGUUGUUUCAGAUGAUCAGACGUCAAAAGAAUGUCUUAAGCAACUGAACCAGGAAAUAAAUUUGCUUAGUCAGCUUUCACAUCCAAACAUUGUCCGAUAUUAUGGAAGUGAACUGAGUGAAGAAACACUUUCAGUUUAUUUAGAGUAUGUCUCUGGUGGCUCAAUUCACAAAUUACUUCAAGAAUAUGGUGCCUUAAAGGAUCCCGUAAUUCAAAAUUAUACCAGGCAGAUUCUUUGUGGGCUUGCCUAUUUGCAUGGAAGAAAUACUGUGCACAGGGAUAUCAAAGGGGCUAACAUAUUAGUAGAUCCUAAUGGUGAAAUCAAGCUGGCUGACUUUGGCAUGGCAAAACAUAUUAAUGCUUGUUCUUCAAUGCUUUCCUUCAAGGGAAGUCCUUACUGGAUGGCGCCUGAGGUUGUAAUGAAUACAAACGGCUACAGUCUUGCAGUCGAUAUUUGGAGCUUGGGAUGUACAAUUCUUGAAAUGGCAACAUCAAAGCCGCCAUGGAACCAGUAUGAAGGGGUCGCUGCAAUAUUCAAAAUUGGAAACAGCAAAGAUAUGCCUGAUAUACCUGAUCACCUGUCAAAUGAUGCAAAAAGUUUUAUAAAGUUGUGCUUGCAACGGGAUCCAUCAGCACGCCCUACAGCUUCACAAUUGUUGGACCAUCCUUUCAUUAGAGACCAAUCAACAACAAGAGCUGCUAACUUCAACAUAACAACGGAUGCCUUUCCAUACACUUUUGAUGGAAGCCACACGCCGCCUCUGAUAGAUCUCCACUCCAAUAGAACGAGUUUAACUUUGUCUGAUGGAGAUUAUGCAAUGAAGCAAGUGCUAACUAAUACCAGAGGAUUGAAGAAAGCCAGGGAUGACUCAAUGUUCACAUCUUUACCGGUAUCCCCUUGUUCUAGCCCUUUACGACAAUAUGGAUCAGCUCACAAGAGCUGUUUCCUUUCGCCACCUCACCCAACAUAUGCAUUGGUCGGACAAAGUGGUUACAACUUAAGUGAUUACUCAAUGUAUUCGACAAGACCAAACACAAUAUAUGCUCAUGAUAUUGGCUUGGAAUCCACUUUUUUAAAAAGCAGAACACCUGGAGCAUCUCCAAGAACAAGGCCCAUUUGAGUGUAAAUACCAACAACGUACUCUAUUCAUACUUUCCUCAGGAUGUGGUAUGGGCUGGAAUCAAAAGGUUCUGUCAUCCAUGGUUCCUUGCUCUUGAUAUGAUGAUUCUCUUCACUUGAGUGGAAGAAUGGAGUUGGUGGAUUCUUUUACUAGAGGGGAAAGACUUUCGGGUGAUCAUUGUGAUCGUUGUAAAUGGCCGGUGAGUCGCCAUGUAUGUUACCGUCAUGUAGUAAUCCCGUAAAUUUCAUAUCAUUGCUUAUGCCAACACUUGUAGCUAUAUAAUGAAAAGGCUGAAUGCAUAAAUUAACUCUUGAAUUUUUAUAAUUUAAUAAAUAUAAAAAAGUCAAUGGAUAAGAUAA